ACGAUCACCAUGAAAAGCGUAUUCCUUUAUGUUGUCUACUGUUUGAUGGCCACCGGCUUUGCUAAGCCGCCGGUGUACCUCAGUUAUCAGGACAGCCUAGGCCAAUACAGUUUCGGCUACAGCGCUCCAGGAUCAGCCAGGUCGGAGGUCAGAACAUCCAACGGUGCAACCAGAGGCACUUACAGCUACGUCGACGGAACCGGUGUCAUCCAGACCGCACAAUAUUUCGCUGAUGGCGAAAAUGGAUUCCAAGUAAUCGCGACGAAUCUUCCGCAGGCGCCGCUUCCAGUCCAGGACACACCGGAAGUGAUGGCCGCGCGCACGGCGCAUCUUCAGGCCUUGGAAUUAGCGAUCAAGAGGGACGAAGAGGCUCAGCAUCAUGAAGAGAAUCGGGAGAAUGUGCUCGAGAAGAAAAUCGUGGGAGACCAAGGUAAUGCAGGUCUCCCUAAGAAACUGGAACUGGGAGCUGCGAUCACGAAAAUUGCAUUGAACGAAGGGGAGCAGAAAACGUUGGAGAACGUGAAGAAUAUCGAGCCGAAGGACAGCGACGAGACUCUGCAGGCGGUUGCUUCGAAAAGCGGCAUUGACAAAGCAAGCGAGAAGAGCACGCAAAAGGAAUUCGUUGGAAAAGUAUCGCAAGAAAUUAUCGAUGGCUCAAAUAUCCCAAAGAUUCCAUUAAUUUACUCGCACGUGCCGAUAUCUCAGGUAUCGGAACAACAGGCGAUGCCGGUAUUUCGGAUCUCCUAUGGAAACUAUGAGCUCGAGCCUUCCGUCAUAUCGAAGUCAUCGAUCACUCAAGGCGCUUCCGGUGUAAUCACGCCAUCGGCAACGGCCUUGAAGAGCGCAAUGAUGAUUUCGGCCAAGGGAGUAGAAAUGCCGAAGAAAAAACAACUGUCGCAACAUCCAACUAUAAGUAUGACCGAACAAAUUCGCACCAUCAAUCCUUUAUCGAUCGCACCGCUCAACGUGAUUCCGCUAAGUUCCACGCAGUCGAACAUUAUCAGAUACGUACCGUCGCCGUCUCUCCACUACGUCACUUACAACGUUCUGUAAACAUCUCAGAAAUAUACUGGAAAAUGAACGAUUCAUAGAAGGCUAAAAGAGUGUGCUUCUAUUAAUCGGAAUUCUGGUAGAAAAUGGACAAUCAGAAUUUUCUAGUUGAAUCUAUUAUAAU
Messenger RNA from Cyphomyrmex costatus, 1174 nucleotides. RefSeq lists its product as uncharacterized. The coding region runs from base 10 to 1053 and encodes 347 amino acids. The transcript is spliced from 4 exons. The record is from RefSeq and is a predicted model, not a curated record. Gene Ontology annotation, cellular component: chitin-based extracellular matrix. Gene Ontology annotation, molecular function: structural constituent of chitin-based larval cuticle. Lineage: Eukaryota; Metazoa; Arthropoda; Insecta; Hymenoptera; Formicidae.